GUGGGGCUGUAUAAAACCACAGGAGCACAAACCACGCUUUAUCCUGCCAGUGUGUCCCGCGCAGUAGACGUUCAGUCACAGGAAACCCCUUAACCCACCCAGCACUCUGCACACGCUCACACACACUGCUGCAGCCCACUCACAAAGGAGGAUGGCCACGAGGAGAAUGAAUGAGAUGUGGAGAAGGAUGGCUUUGGAUUUGGUGCUGUGUGUUCUGCUCUUCCACAGUUGCCUGGGACAGGAUACAUCUACAGCAAGCUCUGUUAUUAUUACUAUUACAAACACAAUGAUUACAAACCCAACGACUGCCCCAGCUACUAAUGCUGCUAACACCCCAGCUGACACUACUAUCUCUGAUGCGCCUAAGGACACCGAAGCAUCUCAAACAGUUGCACCUGUAACUGUCAAGGACACUGUAAGCAGCCGAGCUACAGACCAGGCCACCAUAGCAGCACCCUCUGGACACAGUCUUAAUUCUGUCACUGACAAGGGCGAAACAGAACUUCUAACAUUCCUUGCAGGCUUUGAAAAAACUGCCAUUGUGGUCAUGACCUCUAAGCCAGAAACAACAGUAGUGGAGUGUGUGGAAAAGGAGGCAGUACAGGACAGGAACGCUGUGAUAGUUGAGUUGCAGACCCCUUCCAGCUGUGAUGACACAAAGAACAAAAUAAAGGCCCAAAUUCAUCAAUUAUGCCCCACAACGAACUGCACCUUUGAAAUCUUCCAGGAGGAAAACUCCAAAGAUGUGAUUGUAACUGGAUCAAUGAGUGAAGAUGAUGUCACUGAAAUGGUUGGUAGCAUUGCUAAUAUCGAAGAUCUGGGAGUGGCAAAUGCCUCGGUCAGGGAACAGAACGAACAGCCGCCAAAGAAAGAGUCACCUGCUGUGCUUGUGUCCCUGCUAGUGGCUGGCUUAGCAUUGGCUGCUGGGCUUAUAGGAGGAUACGUGUGGAAGAACCGUCGCUCCAAAGCAAAGGGCAUGAAACUGGCUGAGGAGUCCAUGAUGCCUGAUGAAGAGAACCAGGGCAACACUUUGGUAUCUGUGGCCCCUCUGAACCCCCCAGAGCCCCAGGAGAAGCCUAGCCUGAAUGGAGAGUCCCCAGAAGCUGUGAAGACCCAGAAUCCCCCUGCAGCUACCAACGGUCACUCCGCCACGAAGACAGCAGACACUGAGCUGUGAGAGCCAUUCAGUACUGUACGCCCUGGGUUAAAGCCCAUCAUCCCAGGCCCCCUUAACCUCAACCCUGUUCUGUAGACCUGACCAACAAGGGACACCAGGGAACUACCACAGCCAAUGCUCCAUCUCCCGUAUUUUCCUUUAUUUUUACCAAUGCAAUUAGCAAACACUGGGGGCCGAGCUAAUUUGUAAAGAUGAUGGUGAUGAUGGUUCUGAUAUGUAGUUUAAAAAUAUGUUGUAAGAUUAGGCCUAAACUAAAAUUCUCAACUGUAAAAAUGACAAUCUCAUACUUUAUGGUGUUAAGUUGCAAGGCAACAAUGAUGAUGAUGAUGAUGAUGGUAAUGCUGAUAUUUUGGUCGGUUCAUAGGAUUGAAUCAGGGCGACAACCAAAUCUUUUAUGCAUAUUUCCAGUUGAUAAAUGCCAUGUAAAGAAUGUGUAAGUUUGUGGUAAUAUGCUGAUCAAGUAAUGAUGGUGCUGGUAAUUUUGGUAUUAAAUAAUGAAAUGACGGUCCUUUAUAAUGUGAAGAACAUGAGAGGUGUGGCCCCCUGAGCUGAUGUUAAAUACUAGCCUGGGUGGAGGACCUUCCACAUGAUCCAUUGCUGGCUCCCAUGACUGCAGUCAGAGUUGGCCUGGGUUUAUCCCCGCUUGUGUCUCAAAGCUUCACAGCUUCCCUCUGAAACCUUCCACAUGGCUCCCUGUCCGAGAACACAUCAUUCCUCUGAUCAUUCUAAAUUACAUGAUGAAGAAAUGCUCAAAAUGGUAUAUAUGGGCUUUAUGUUUCCUCUGAAUGUGUGUGUGUGAGUGUUUACCUCCAUAUGGGUGUGAAAAUGUAUUGAUUUGAAAGCGAUCAUUGAUUUUGGAAUGCUAUUACCAAGUGUGAGCUAUUUUUUUGGCCAAAGUAAAAAGCUUAGGCAAUUUUCAGAUGUAAAAAUCCCAAAAUGUUUAGUGUAAUGAAAUUUACCUGCAUUGUUUAUCACACUGUAAAAAUGUUUAGCUUGCAUAAAAAGGCAGUUAUUCUGUAGUCAAAACUAAAAUAAAUAUUUAGUUGAGCUACCAUAACAAUCUGUAUUGCAGUAAGAUCUACAAGUCAAAACUCUGGAUUUUUUUAACAUAGUGUUAGGAGUCUUGCCCAAGGACCUACCCACACAGGGUCUCAUAUGUAGGGUACCAACCCCUGCCUAACUACAAAGACAACAAUUUACAUAAUUAUAUAAUUUAAUGCAGGGCAUGUAGGUUAUACUGUAUGUGCUAAAUGCAGCUAUUGGUGCGACAAGAUGUUGCAAGGAAUUUCCUGUUGGUGUUCAAAAAUAAAAUAUUUAAUCUAAUACAUUUACAGUAAAAGUGCAUAUCUAUACAUUUGACUCAACUCAGGUGGAUAUCUUUUUUUCAGAGGAAACUGGAAUGAAUUCAUUAGAUUUAAAUGCACCAAAUGUAAGAUUUGGGAAUUUUCGAGACCUUUCUGGUUGAAAUGUGUAAUUGCACGCAACAGUGUGGAAAAACAUUAUGUAGUAAACUUGCUGAAGAACAUGUCUUCCAAGAAUGUAAGUGAAUGAUCUACUAUUGUUAUCAUAUUGGUAUAAUGCUGAUUUUAAUUAGAGACCUAAACCUUAAGCCUUCCUGUGUGUGUGACAUUAAUACCUAAAGACGCAUGACGUGAUCUGAAAAAUUCCUGCGAAAUCCGACCCGACAGCUCUGACUUUUCAACUACGUCAGGCUUUACAGAGUUUUUAUUUUCUCCUGACUCAGUAAUGCUACUUCUUUCAAUUUGAACAAAAAUCUUGCAUAGUGCUGCUUCAAGAAAGAAAUCUUAGCAUCAUUGCUCUGCAUUUUUGUGUUUUGUUUUUUUUUGUAGUAUAAAGAAUCGUGAUCAAAUCGAAUCGCUGUGAGAUUCACACCCCUAGUGUGCAUGUGUUUGAAUGCAUCCAUGUUGAAAGGUUGAUGCGUGUGUGUAUCAGUUGGUGUGAUAUUUUGAGAGCUUUGCUGUAAGUAUGCAUGUGAACAGUCUGCUCGGACUAGAAAAUUGUCAUGUACAAGUUUUUGUUUGAAUGACAAUGUGAUGACUUGAGGAGUUAAGGUCUUACAUGUUGCUGGACCUCAGUGAACAACAAAGAACUCUUUUUUCAUCACUGCAAACCACCAGAUAACUCCAAAAACUGCCAAAUCCCAUACAACCACCAGCCCUGAGGUGACACUUAAAAGAUCUCCUUUUCAAUGGACCAAGAGACCAUUUGGAAACAUGUAUUUGCUUUAUCUUUGUAAACCAGUAUUAUGCUCUUUUGUAAUAUCUGUGUAAUUUGCAUAGUCGUUUAGAUAUAGCAGUUAUCUUGAAACUCGUCCUAGUCUUGCUGUUUCAAUGCAUUUCUUCCAUUCAUACUUACAUUUGUAGAUCAGACAUCAGCCAAAGCAAAACUUGAGCAGGACAAAAACUGCACUGAAAGAAGUGAUGCGUUGAAUUUGCUUGUUGGAAAUGUGUAGAUUUUAAAGUAAAAUGCAUUACAUCAAUGCAAAUUUGUCUUUCAGUUUAUUUACUUCUGGCAAUCAUUGUGUUAAUGUAAUAUAUUUUAUUCAUUAUGUCUGAAGUAUAUUCAAAUGUAUUACUUUUUUCAGUGCAACUGUUUAUGUGUACAUAGACUACCACAGCAAUAGGCACAGUACUGUAAAGGUAACAGACUCUCUUAGCUUGGCAGCCAUAAUAUGUCAUCUGGUUUUCUCUUCAGAUCAGCCCAUUUCUGGAAAACAAAGUAAUCACACAUGCACGAGCAAGUUACAUACUUUCUUUUGCAUUUUUUUUUCACGUGGUUUGUUUAUUUACACUCCAUCUUAACAUUUCAUUGUUCAGGGAGGGUGGUCUGUGUACUAGAAUUGUAUUAAACUGAUAACUGUGUUUUUGAUGUAAGUUUGAGAUAUGAAUAAAGUUUUGGAAAGUACAUGUA
Molecule: messenger RNA, 4108 nt
Organism: Pygocentrus nattereri (red-bellied piranha)
Lineage: Eukaryota; Metazoa; Chordata; Actinopteri; Characiformes; Serrasalmidae
Gene: cd34
Exons: 8
Coding region: 152-1177 (341 amino acids)
Biological process (GO): cell adhesion
Cellular component (GO): membrane
Source: RefSeq, a predicted model, not a curated record